AGCUGAACCCGGACCCGGUCUGCAGAGUCCUCCACUGCCUGCACGAGACAUGCUGCACCUCAACACCUGGACCAGUGAUCCUGAUCAAUGCAUCCUGAUGAGAUCGGCUCCCCGUGAGAUCAAUGACUGUACGGAGGCCCAAGUGUGUCGACACAAUAGUUCUCGUCCCCGGGUCGUCCGUCGGGUCUCCACCAACAGUCGGGAACGUUGGCGGCAGCAGAACGUUAACGGAGCUUUCGCCGAGCUUCGUCGUCUCAUCCCCACGCACCCCCCCGACAGGAAGCUCAGCAAGAACGAGAUCCUGCGCCUGGCUCUCAGGUACAUCAACUUCCUGGACCGGCUGGCGAUGGACCAGGGCCCUGGGGGAGCCCCCCGGGGCCGAGCGGGGAGCGUGGACCUGGAGGACCGUCUGGAGGGGGCGCUGUCACCAAACUCCAGCUGUGAGAGUUCAGUGGACUCUCUGACGGAGGAGCAGGACUGUGGAGGUCUGCAGGUCCUCCACCUCACACCCAGAUACCUCUGACAGAGUCCGGUCAGACUGAUCCAGGUUGUAAACCUGCAGUACGGUCCUUUAAAAGCACAUAUUGUUGUAGGGGACUGAGAGGUCAUGUGAUAUUCACAUUAUCAGUGUAGUUAUUAAUAUUGUCAUUAAUAAUUAUUAGACAGCUUUGAUUGUGUUUUAUAUUCAACUGAUGCUCUAUUUUCUACCAGAGAAGAAGACGUUGUGUUGUUGUAUUUUCUGCCAGAGAAGAAGACGUUGUGUUGUUGUAUUUUCUGCCAGAGAAGAAGACGUUGUGUUGUUGUAUUUUCUACCAGAGAAGAAGACGUUGUGUUGUUGUAUUUUCUACCAGAGAAGAAGACGUUGUGUUGUCGCAGUAACCAGAUUGAGUUUCUUUAAAGGAAACUUUGGUGCUUUUAUUCUUUAACUCUCGUAAUAAAACAGAUUCUUUUUAUCUGUAAUGUUCAAAUGUUUGUGUGAGAAUAAAUAAAAUGAAAGUUAUUGUUCAUUUA
Molecule: messenger RNA, 1011 nt
Organism: Dicentrarchus labrax (European seabass)
Lineage: Eukaryota; Metazoa; Chordata; Actinopteri; Moronidae
Product: T-cell acute lymphocytic leukemia protein 1 homolog
Exons: 3
Coding region: 50-523 (157 amino acids)
Biological process (GO): regulation of transcription by RNA polymerase II
Molecular function (GO): RNA polymerase II cis-regulatory region sequence-specific DNA binding; protein dimerization activity; DNA-binding transcription factor activity, RNA polymerase II-specific
Source: RefSeq, a predicted model, not a curated record